Messenger RNA from Argentina anserina (silverweed cinquefoil), 541 nucleotides. Its product is annotated as protein BRICK 1. The transcript has 2 exons. Gene Ontology annotation, biological process: regulation of actin polymerization or depolymerization; actin filament organization; cell motility. Gene Ontology annotation, cellular component: SCAR complex. Gene Ontology annotation, molecular function: protein-containing complex binding. The record is from RefSeq and is a predicted model, not a curated record. The coding region runs from base 40 to 303 and encodes 87 amino acids. NCBI's taxonomy places the organism in Eukaryota, Viridiplantae, Streptophyta, Magnoliopsida, Rosales, Rosaceae.
CAGCUGUGGUUGGGUUUGGUGGAUCUUGGAAUUUAGAGAAUGGCUCGAGCAGGAGGCAUCACCAACGCCGUGAAUGUCGGAAUCGCCGUCCAAGCUGACUGGGAAAACCGCGAGUUCAUCUCCCAUAUUUCUCUCAACGUUCGCCGCCUCUUCGAUUUCCUCGUCCAAUUCGAGGCGACAACAAAGAGCAAAUUGGCAUCUCUGAAUGAGAAGCUUGAUACCUUGGAACGGAAGCUAGAGCUCCUUGAAGUUCAAGUGGGUUCUGCAUCAGCUAACCCUUCUCUUUUUGCUCGUGAUGUUUAAGGGGGAUCAUGCCAUUGUUUUAGUAUCCGUGUAAGCAUCCUCUUGUCUAUAGUUUGAACAUGAACAUAUUUCUCUUGUGUUGUAAACGAGUUCCAAAGUAACAUAUGUUUUGAUGCUGUAUUUUGAGUUAUAGAAACCUUUCCUGUCAUGUGACAUGUUGUGGAGACACAAUUGAAGCAGAGUAUGCUAUGCAGCUCUGUACUUAAGGUGUCCUAUUUUAACUUGGGAAUCUAGGCUA